UCCCUCCAUGACCUCCAACAUGGUUGUGAUAAAUGUCGUCGAGUCCUGUUUGCCGCCGGAAAAUUGCACUAACGACCGACGCUUGACCCGGCCGCGAAAAACGUCUCCACUAGGCACUCUUCGAAAACAACCCUGUUACCCGUGCUGUAUUUAAAGCCAAGUUGUAUCGCACUUUCUUAGAAACAAUUGUCAGUCAGACUUGUCCCAAAUUCUUGCUUUACUAUAAUGCCAUCUACAUGUAAUGCCGACAGGGUGCGAGGGAAGAAAGUGCAUGCGGGCCCAAUAACUGCAACGGAGAAAAAGGCUAAAAGCCGAGAAUACACGACUGUCUACCAAACGCAAGAAAUAGACGUUAGUCCGUUCGUUGCACCUUCAACCGCAAAAGCGCGUAACAAGAUAUGGGGCGAAUGGCUUCAACAUUGCGAGGAUGCUAGCACCGAAAGCGUGUCGGCGUGGACGAUGUUUCUCAGAAAUUCCCAGUCAUCUGAAGGCCAGGCACCUUUCAGAGCCUUUUUGCGCACUUACGUCGAAUCCUCCGUCAAAAAAACUUUGGUCCUUGGACCAGAAGAGUUCGUCUACGUAAGAACGGUUGACAUGGCAUUCACCGUGCAGGAGGUGUGGCGCCGUCUUGUUGCCGCUGCAGAAAAUCAUGUUAUGAGUGCAUUGAGGCAACAAUAUCCAUCUGAAGCUAGUACCUGGCGCCUCAGGUGGAUGAGCAAAGAAGAAGGCAAAAAGGAAGGGCCGGCCUUCCGAAUUGUACAGUGGAUAUUUCAAGAGCUUGCUCCAGAAAUUGGUCUCUGCACAGAUCCCUCUUAUCGAAAGAUUGAGAUGACAAGCACCGACGUCGAUGUCAUUCUUACCACUCUAUGGUCUGAAAGCCACAAUAUACCGUGCGAUCCCGAUACAAGAGUUGAUUUCCAUGCAUUUAUCCUCUUCGCAGCCAUUGGCGGGUUUAGACGUGGUACGAUUUUGAAAGUCAAGUACAAUCAAUUUCGGGUAGCAGUUGUCCGUGAUCCCGAGGAUCGGUCUCGGCGUAAGAUUGUCGUGACGAUUACCAUUAAGCGAAACAAGAUCAAAGAGACAGCUAAGACGACACGCUUACGCAACGGUGGCUACAUUGGAUUUUCUAUCACCCUUGUCCCAUACCGUGUAUUCUGCCUUGCUAGCCUGAUCAUUACAAGAGCAAUCCAGCGAAAUGCCUUUGAGGCAGAGUUCAAAACCAUCGACGAGAUCUUCGAUCAACCUGAUUUGGAAGAGUCAGACUUCGUCCCCCUCAAGUGGAAGCCUGACUUUGCACCCAAAACAGCAUUUUCUAUUUCCUCUAGUACGGCCGAUACACUAUGGUAUCUUGUGCUCCUAGUGGCAGGCCUUCGAGAGGCUGCACGGCUUUACAGUCUUCGAGUAGGUGCUGGAGCGCGAAUGGAUGGGGUAAUUUCCGAUGCACUACGCAACUACGUAAUGUCGCAUAGUACUGGCGUUUUCGAAUCAAGCUACCAAGGCCACGACGUCCGGAAAAGCUUAAUGGAAUUGGCAUUCGGUACUCGUGCGGGUAAAGAGGAACUAUUGUUUGAAAGGCUGCGUGAUACGUCCUUAAGUAGGGACCCAAAUGCGCCAAUUCGGAUUUCUCCGGAAGACGAACAGCGAUUCGAGAGUCGUAAUGACAUCCGCCAACUUCGCAGCGCCAUAGCAACGACUCAUGAUCGAGGUGAGAAAAACAAGCUCCGUGCUAGUCUCCAAUCGAAUCUUACAACGCUACGGAGACUACGACUGGAGGAGAUCAGGGCCGAGUACUUCAAGCACGUAGACUUCAUGCGAGCGAAGGGACUGUCAACUGCCAUGUACGGUCUGUCCAGCCGAAACAGCGGGGUCCUCAAAACACCAAUCGCCGUGAUGGUCACAUCCCUUCUCAAACCAUCAGCUAAUGAAUCUGUUGCUGAUCGGGACUUGAUGACGAGGCGGUAUAUGAAAGCCGUGCUGGGAUUCCUAACCGACUCAACUACCAAUAACGAGAAACUUCUCAUCAGUACUGUGCCGAGUCCAAAAGUAAUUGAUGGUAAGAUUAAUGAGAAGUCUCGUUGUCUAUUAUGCAAGAAGACAUUCUGCGACCGGAGUGCGCUUACAAGGCAUUACAAUGGACACAUCGCCCUGUUCGAUCAACCAUUCCCAUGUCCGGAAUGCGAUUCUUACUCAACUACAGCGAUCGAUUCGCUCGGUAGAGCAGAAUGGAGUAACCAUGUUGAGCGAACUCACGGCCGACGUAACGCACCCAAUUGGUCUCAGUCAAAGAAUUCAGAGAGUUUCGGUUGCUUGAUCUGUUCCUCGACUCAUACAUCAUUUACAGCACUCAUCGGCCACAUCAAUCGACACAACGGAUCUAGUCAGCAAACCUGGCCAAUGAGCUGUGCCGAAUGCGUCCGGAUGGGUAAACCAGAGGUCAAGCUCGGAAGUUUAUGGUCGCUACUUGAACAUUUACAAGUUAUCCACAUACCUUCCGCUAAGUUUUGUGGCUUAUGCGGGCAUAUUUGCUCUACUUCGAGCGGCUUGACCAGACAUUUCACCUUGAAGCAUAAGAAAGAUUUCGAGACACCCCUCUCAUGUCCUGCAUGCAACGAUGCGGGAGAGAAGCCAAUGGAGAUUGAUGGUUUUGCUGCCUGGCAAUCACAUGUGUCAUGUGAUCACUCGAGCUGGAACUUAUACUCCACCAGUCCUAAAGUUGUCGAAUCUUUUGAGAUGUACAAGGAUGGUUCCCUAUCCACAACUAAAUCUCUGGCUUUGUGUUGAUGAUGUUGGUCUGAUGAUUUUGAGCUUAGAUAAGGCGAUGAGAUGAUGAGAUGAUGUUGUUGAUGAUGUUCUGAUGAAAUUUUGCUCUAAGAGA
This is a messenger RNA of Truncatella angustata, 2875 nucleotides long. RefSeq lists its product as uncharacterized. The transcript has 5 exons. The coding region runs from base 226 to 2781 and encodes 851 amino acids. NCBI's taxonomy places the organism in Eukaryota, Fungi, Ascomycota, Sordariomycetes, Amphisphaeriales, Sporocadaceae. The record is from RefSeq and is a predicted model, not a curated record.